Molecule: messenger RNA, 837 nt
Organism: Drosophila eugracilis
Lineage: Eukaryota; Metazoa; Arthropoda; Insecta; Diptera; Drosophilidae
Exons: 3
Coding region: 30-653 (207 amino acids)
Source: RefSeq, a predicted model, not a curated record
UCUUAUAGGACAUAAAAACGAAUUUCAGGAUGAAUAAUAAGUGUGAAAAUAAUGAUUCGGGAUCUCUAGUGCCCGAGGAUGCCUCCGAAUUAGUAGAAAGUUCCUCACAUGGACGCAUUAGCCCUGGAGGAUCUGGUGGUCAGACGGAAGACCCUAAGCUUCACGACCCUGAGACCAACGACACCAAACUAGAUGUACCGAAGAGUGAAGCUUCUAAUGGCAGUGACUCUGCAAGGGAAGAUGCUUCUAACGUUGGUGACUCCAAAGAUGUUGUACCUAAGAGCGAUGCUUCUAACGGCGAUGUACCGAAGACUGGUGAUCCUAAGACUUGUGGAUCUAAAGGUGGCGACCCCGAGGUAGAGAAACCUACUGCUCAGCCAAGGAGCGGGGAAGGGGUUUUGCGUAGCACCCAAAACCAAACUGGAAAUUACGAUCCGUAUCGGGAACCUCCACCAGCAAAGAGGGCCCGUCGUGAUCUCCCACCUAGAGCUAUCGAACAGAUUUUGAAGAACCUAGCCAACGACACUCCUGCUCAAGGGGAAACCGAUGUAAUUCGUGGUGCUGAAGUUGACAAUAAGGAGAAUGCUCCGCCGACUGAAGUCGAGCAACGCAAUGAAGGAGAAGUCGGUGAGGAUCAGAAGAAGAGUGAUUAACGCGAACUCUAAAAACCCGAUUGAGGGGUUCGAAACCAACUAUGAAUACCUAAGAAUAUUAAAUUCAAUUUAAUAUAGUUGGUUCCGAAUAAUUCAGAAAACAUACAAAGCAAACAUAAACUGUACACAUAUUAUGACCGUGUACCGAGCAAUAAAAACUGCUAAGGUGGAGCAGCCGAUUCUG